This is a messenger RNA of Symbiodinium sp. CCMP2456, 2145 nucleotides long. Lineage: Eukaryota; Dinophyceae; Suessiales; Symbiodiniaceae. The record is from the annotation of a GenBank genome assembly.
AUGAAAAGGCAGCGACCAGGACACAUGGUAGGGAAGAUGCACGUAACACCGGCAAGAUCGUCAGGAAGAGUGCCAGCAAGAGCAGCGCGGGUCGACGAAGUCCCGGUUUGGGAAGCCUUCGAGGAUCUUGCAGGGCAGCUGCAUGGGGCCCUGCUGGAUCUGUCUCUGCCCACUGUCGAUCUGUUGAAUCUUUGGGGACGAGCCUUGGCAGAGCGGAGCCGUUGGCAGCAACUCGACGCCGAGGGCCUUCUAGAAUGGCCAGAUUCACCCGGAGGACCUGGACGAGCGGAGCCUUGGUCGCAACCUCAAGGAGAUGGCUACGGAAGGCAGCCAAACAGCGAGCAGAAGAACUGGAAGGGCUUGCUUCAGCAGGCGUAUCAGCAGACCCACCGCAAGGUCAUACCCAAGGACGAGAUCUCUUACGUCGUCGAGGCUGUGGAGUCACAGUUCAGAGCCACGGUGCAAGCACCCGGUCUCAGCGCCCCCUUUCAGGGGGAGCUCUCUAGCAACAAGAAGCAGGCCGAACAUGCAGCAGCCAGGGCCGCCAUCUACGCGGACUUCCCAAAGUAUGCCGAAGUACCCGAAAGAGUUCAAAAAGCCACGGAUUCUGCAGAGAAUGCCAUGAGUGCCAAGAUGAAACUCCACGAGAUGGUCCAACUGCUCACCGGCCGGUCUGUCGUCAAGGAGGAGAUCGAGUACGAGGUCCAGGAGCUCCAAGUGCCCGGCCAGAGGGGGACCCGAUACGUGGCCACGGUUCGCUUGGCAGCCCUUGACGACGACUCCUAUGAGGGAGAGCCGGCAUCGAGCAAGAAGCAAGCAGAACACUUUGCUGCACAGGCAUGGCCUACGGUCGAGUUCCUGCAGCUGAUGAAGUUAAACAGGGCUGCGACACCUCGUCGAAGCUGGUCGCUGAGGCCUUCAUCUACCACCACUUCGACGACGACAACGACGACUACAACAACGACAGCUGCCACCAAGGGCCGCAAUGCCAGCUCUGUGAUCACCGUGCCUGGCUGGCCGGACAUCUCGGGAAAGUUCCCGCUGUCCUAUGCUGUCAAGGCCGGUGGCAUGGUCUAUGUCUCCGGAAUGCAAGGAAUGGACAUGGCGACCAUGAAGCUGGUGCCGGGUGGCGUAGGCCCGGAGACGACGAAGAUUUUGUCGAACUUGCAGCAGUUGCUGCAGGCCGCAGACAGUUCCGUGGGGCAGGUGACCUUGUGCAGCGUGUCCCUGGUCAACAUCUCCCGAGACUUCACGGCCUUCAACACCGCCUACGCCGCUUUCUUCAAGGCCAGCGCGACGCGACCGAGCCCACCUCCCGCUCGGGUGGCUGUUCAGGUCUCCGCCCUCGCCGGCACGGCCUCAGUCGAGAUCCAGUGCAACGCAGCGUUAAAGGAUCGCCAGCGGCCGACGAUUGUCGUGCCGACUCUGCCACCCACGAGAGGCCUGCCUCUCUCCUGGGCCACAGAAGUGGAUGGCAUCGUCUACGCCAGUGGGAUGCAGGGCCUUACGGCCAGUGGCGAGUUCAUUGCCGGGGGGAUCGGGAACGAGACGACUCAGGCGCUGCAGAACCUCAAUGAGAUUCUGAAGUCGGCUGCUUCGGACGCAGGCAGCGUAAUUUCAUGUAGCGUGUGGCUCACCAACAUGAGCGACUUUGAAGAGAUGAACGAGGCCUACAAAGACUUCUGGCCAGAAGAGUCUGCUAUGGGUGGCUUGCCGACCAGGGUCUGUGUCGAGGCAGCCUUGGCAGGCAAGGCCCGUGUUGAGAUCCAGUGCAAUGCCGUCGCGAGGGGCGAUCCUCAUCACACUGGGCCCCCGAAAGUGAUUAAGGUCCCGGGCUGGCCCGAGAUGAAGGGCUUCCCUUUCUCCGCGGCGGCGACCAUCGACAACUUGGCGUUCAUCAGCGGGAAUCAGGGCGUGGACAUGUCGACCUCGAAGCUCGUCGAGGGCGGGGCUGGGCCGGAGACCACGCAGACUCUGAAGGACAUCCAGGCGUCCGCCGAAGCAGCUGGGACAGGUCUCUCGGAAGUCGUCGCCUGCGAAGUGUCCCUUACGGACAUGAAAGACUUUGCCGCCGUGAACAAGGCCUACGCAGAGUUCUGGCCCUCGUUGCCACCCAGCCGCGUGGCAGUGCAGGUCGGCAAGCUG